Molecule: messenger RNA, 2772 nt
Organism: Venustampulla echinocandica
Lineage: Eukaryota; Fungi; Ascomycota; Leotiomycetes; Helotiales; Pleuroascaceae
Exons: 2
Coding region: 1-2772 (923 amino acids)
Cellular component (GO): nucleus
Molecular function (GO): RNA binding; RNA helicase activity; ATP binding
Source: RefSeq, a predicted model, not a curated record
AUGCCUCACCGUGCAUCUUCUCCCGCAUUGUCCGAAAAUGAAUUUGAUAUUACGAAGUCCCUCUUCCAGGAUGACGGCGACGACGACGAUUUUGCGCUUCCAAGUAGUAGAAAAGAUGAAGGAACAUUAGCUGCUGGCGGAAUCCUCGACUUAGGACUCGAGAGCGAUGGCGAUGAUGAUACUGCCUUCAUUUCCGCGCAGCAAGCGGCUUCAAACCGAAAAGCUUCAAAUGUGAAGGGCAAGAGUGUGAAGAAGGGGGGGGGCUUUCAAGCAAUGGGCUUGAAUACCCAUCUCCUCAAGGCGAUAGGCAGGAAAGGAUUCUCUGUUCCCACACCGAUUCAGCGCAAAACAAUACCUCUGGUUCUCGAUCAUCAAGAUGUUGUGGGCAUGGCAAGAACUGGUUCCGGGAAGACCGCAGCAUUUGUGAUACCCAUGAUUGAGAAAUUAAAAGGUCAUAGUGCAAGAGUUGGGGCAAGAGCAUUGAUUCUUUCGCCAUCUCGAGAAUUGGCCAUUCAGACCUUGAAAGUUGUGAAGGAAUUCGGCAGAGGGACAGACUUGAAGAUCGUCCUGUUGGUCGGUGGAGACAGUCUGGAAGAACAGUUUGGAUUUAUGGCUACCAAUCCGGAUAUUAUUAUUGCAACUCCUGGCCGGUUCCUUCAUUUAAAGGUCGAGAUGUCCCUCGACUUAUCGUCUGUUAAGUAUGUGGUAUUUGACGAGGCUGAUCGCCUUUUCGAGAUGGGUUUCUCUGCUCAAUUGACGGAGAUUUUGCACGCACUGCCAACUUCGAGGCAAACGCUCUUGUUUUCUGCCACUCUUCCAAAAUCCUUGGUGGAAUUUGCUCGAGCUGGUUUACAAGAGCCCAGCCUUGUUCGUCUCGAUGCAGAGAGCAAAGUGUCUCCUGAUCUCCAGAGUGCAUUCUUUAGCGUGAAGAGUGCUGAGAAGGAAGGUGCAUUACUACACAUUCUCAACGACUUGAUUAAAAUGCCUACUGGUCCACCAGAAAACGCACAUAAGUUCCGGGGCGGGGAUGACAAGAAGCGGAAACGAGGAGUAGAUGGCCCAAGGCCAAAACAGAAGCCAACAGAGCAUUCAACGAUCAUAUUUGCUGCUACAAAACAUCAUGUCGACUACCUAGCAUCACUUCUACGACUUUCUGGAUUUGCGGUCUCUCACGCCUACGGUUCGCUGGACCAAACGGCAAGAAACAUCCAGGUUGAAGACUUCAGAACGGGCAUGACGAAUAUCUUAGUAGUCACCGAUGUUGCUGCUAGAGGUAUCGAUAUUCCUGUGCUAGCAAAUGUCAUAAAUUACGACUUCCCUCCACAACCCAAGAUAUUUGUGCAUCGUGUUGGUCGAACAGCAAGAGCCGGCCAGCAGGGAUGGAGUUACAGCCUUGUCCGAGAUACAGAUGCUCCAUAUCUGUUGGAUUUGCAGCUUUUCUUAGGCAAAAGAUUACUUUUUGGUCAGGAUGGUGGAGACACACCAAAUUAUACCGAAGACGUGAUUGUUGGUGCUCUGUUAAGGGACAAGCUGGAGAGCACGUCCGAGUGGAUCACUAAGUUGCUUGGUGACGACGAUGAUCUUAAUGCUCUCCGGAAUGUAGCUGGGAAGGGUGAAAGGCUCUAUAUCAAGACUCGAAAUUCGGCUUCGAACGAGAGUGCAAAAAGGGCAAAGGAGGUUGUAGCUGCGAAAGGCUGGAUGCAACUACACACUCUUUUCAAGAAUGAGGCCAAUGACGCAGAGCAAGCCCGCAUCGAAAUGCUUGCUCGCAUUAGCGGCUUUCGACCACAGGAAACCGUGUUCGAGAUUGGUACCAAAGGGAAAGCUGGACAUGGCGAGGCGGCAGAAAUGAUGAGGAACCGAAGAGAGAAAAUUGUCCCUCGAAGGCAGAAGCAAGAGCAAGAGAAGGAAGAGCAGGAGAAAGAAGCGAUAGAUGCAGAAGAAGACGGUGACGGAUUCGAUGCAAUGGCAGACUUGCCGGAAUCAGACGAGGAAAGUGAUAUGGAAGUCACCGUAACGAAUAAUGACAAUGAUAUGGAGGAAGCAUCUGACGGCGAAUUGGAAGUCACAUUUUCGAAAUCGGCACAGAAGGGUAAAGGGCGGACGCUAUCAUGGAAAGAUUCCGAGAAUUUCAUGUCCUACACACCCAAAAAUAUCAACGCUGCCGAAGAGCGCGGUUAUGGUGUCCAUUCAGGAUCAUAUAACACAGCGUCUCAAAACUCGAAUUUCGUCGAAGCAGCCAGGGACGUCACCAUGGAUCUCACCAACGACGAUAGCGCAAAGUCGUUCGCGGAACCUUCAAGAGCAAAGGGAAUGCGAUGGGAUAAAAAGAACAUCAAAUAUGUAGCUCGCGCAAACGACGAAGAUGGCUCGCGAGGCAACAAGAUGAUCCGAGGCGAGAGCGGACAGAAAAUCGCAGCUAGUUUCCAGAGCGGGCGUUUUGACAGAUGGCGAAAAGCUCAUAAAGUUGAUCGAUUACCGCGGACUGGGGAAGCCGAGCAGCCUGGAGCUGGUACUGGCGUAGGACGAGGUUUCGGGACGCGAUACAAGCAUAAGCAGGAGAGGGCACCCAAGGAAGCUGAUAAAUUCCGUGAUGAUUAUCAUGUGAGGAAGAAGAGGGUGGCUGAGGCUAAGGAGAAGAGGAUUGGAGAGUAUAAGGAUGGCGCAGGGAAGGCUGAGAUUAAGAGUACGGAGGAUAUUAGGAGGGAGAGGAAAUUGAAGGAGCGGAAGAAGGCGAAAAAUGCACGGCCUUCAAGGAAAGGGAAGAAAUGA